Messenger RNA from Lotus japonicus, 915 nucleotides. RefSeq lists its product as uncharacterized. The transcript has a single exon. NCBI's taxonomy places the organism in Eukaryota, Viridiplantae, Streptophyta, Magnoliopsida, Fabales, Fabaceae. The record is from RefSeq and is a predicted model, not a curated record. Bases 114 to 593 code for a protein of 159 amino acids.
AGUUGGAACCUUUCAAUGCAACACAAGCCCCUAGACAAAAAAUAGAAUCAAAGACCUUGUUGGAACCUUGUAACGCUCCCUAAGAAGUUGAUCCAAACCAACCAGCCAAAAAGAUGAAGGGGUUUUCUUCUUCAUGUCUUGCUAACACACGCAUGUUCUGUUCUUCUAUUCCUUUGAGCUUCUCCAACCACAACAGCCUUGCCAUUUCAUCUGCUUUCCCAAGGAGCGUUGCCAAUUCAAAUACAAGAUUGUUUAUCCGCCACUCACAGCCAAACCACGCCUCAUGUUUGGUGGCGCGGUGUGCGAGUUCGAGGUUGGUUACAGAAUUGGAGAGAGAUCUGAAACUGGAAGAAGAAGGAGGAGGAGGAGAGGCAACUGGAAUAGCGAGGUACAAGCACAAAUGCGGGGAAGGGAAGGGGGCGGUGGAGCUUUUGGAGUGUCUGGAAAGAGAGGCAAUUAUGGGUGCUGAUAUUGGGAAAGAGCCUACAGAUUACAACCGAAGGGCUCAGAUAUUUGAUAGGAGCUCUGCAGUGUUUCAAGCUCUCAGGGAACUGGAUCCUGCUAGUAGUGAUGAUGUUCUUUCUCCACCAUAGAUAGCGUUGGAUUAACUUUCGUUUUGAUUCUGCAUUUCUUGUUGACAUAAGAAAAUAGUAAGUCAGGGUUUUGUGCUACAUUUGCCAUGUACACAUACAUACCACAAUAAUACCAGCAGAAUUUACCCUUUUAAUUCAUUUUUCUGGACUCUUUCGACCUAUCCAUCUGAUUGCACUGUGUUAUUAUAUCUUUCAUAUAGCACUGCUCUUCUAAUUCAUUCAUCUAAAAUUGAAGGGAAAUAAAAAGCUAACAAUUAGAUAAAAUGGGAAAAAAUCCAUUCAUCAUACCCAAUUACCCACCAUUCCAUCUUAUUUCAAAACA